Penicillium cinerascens is the source of this 1041-nucleotide messenger RNA. RefSeq lists its product as uncharacterized. Gene Ontology annotation, biological process: kinetochore assembly; mitotic sister chromatid segregation. Gene Ontology annotation, cellular component: nucleus. Lineage: Eukaryota; Fungi; Ascomycota; Eurotiomycetes; Eurotiales; Aspergillaceae. Bases 1 to 1041 code for a protein of 346 amino acids. The transcript is spliced from 2 exons. The record is from RefSeq and is a predicted model, not a curated record.
AUGGAAGUCUCUGAGGAGAUCGUGCAGAAGAUCCAAAAAUUUGCCCAGAACCGUCAAGCAGCGGAGAAGGAGUCCGCCAGUGAGCCGCUUAGAGCAACCAACCUACAUGCCUAUACGCAUCGCCUAGACGAGACUCUGCGCGAGCUUCAAGAGCAGGUUAGACGUCAGGAAGAUGACCUGAAGAAGCUACGGGAGAUUCGCUCCCAUGGACUGUUGGACAACUCGAAUGAUCUCUGGGUCCGGGUGGCCCAAGCGAGACGUGCCAAAAGGGCUUAUGACUCACUGCUACAAGCAGAAGAUGACCUUCCACCCACGGGCUCGAUCCUGCCUUCGCUCAUUGCAGUCGAAGAUACCUCGCAGCUCAUCAGGGAGAGCAAGGUGUCGGUGGUUGUGACAGCGGAGAAGUUAUCUACAGAUCGCGAGCGCCUUAGAGUUGAAGAGGCUAAUCUACGAGACUCGCGCGCAAUUGCAAAUGGACUCCGCGAGCGCAUCCAGCGUAUUCGCGAUACCAAUGCGCGAAAGCAAAAGCAGACGCCUUCUCAGGUAGCCCAAGAAGUAGUCAAGGACCAGAAAAAGAAGAACAAAGAAAUGGACCGCGCGUCUGCGGAUCUCAAGGUUUCCCUCGACGGUUUCAUCGAUGAAACCCUGGCUCCAAUGCUUGCUGCGGAGGAUCUUGGGGGUCCCACCGUUGGAGAUGCCCUGGAGGUAUUGGAUGCUACGCUGAAGGCGGGCUACACGGCGCACGGGAAACCGAAGAAGCAGAAACUGCCAGCCGAGCCCGAGGACGGAGGACAACAACGGAUUGAUCAGUUUUUGCAGCGCAAUGAUGACAGUUCGAACCCGACAAAUAAGCGAGAGGCUGCUGCGACAGAGGUACACAAGCUGCUGGAUGCACUGUUAGAGGCAGGGAACUCCUACGUGGACUUGGAACGAGACUCGGCUGCGUCGAGGUUCCUUGUGAGAGCCAAGGUAGCCCAGUUCCAUCCGCGAGACGCGCGGCGUCUACGGCUGGUUGAUUUUGGCCGUUCGUUGGGUGACUAG